Molecule: messenger RNA, 471 nt
Organism: Scutellospora calospora
Lineage: Eukaryota; Fungi; Glomeromycota; Glomeromycetes; Diversisporales; Gigasporaceae
Source: the annotation of a GenBank genome assembly
AUGGAUUUAAAACCUUUAACUAAAUCAAUGCCCGUUAACCAAGAUAAAUUAGAAGUAUCAAAGAUAAUGUUUGGUACUUCACUAUUCAAUGGAAUAUUUGAUAAUGUUGAAAAAUGUUUACCUUUUGAAGCUGUAACAAGGGCUCUUGAGCUUGUUGGAAGAUAUGGUGUAAAUAAAAGUGACUUUGAUUACUCUCCAAAAUGUGUUCGUGAAAGUAUUGAAGAAAGUUGUAGACGACUAAAAACUGAUUAUCUUGAUGCAGUAUAUGCUCAUGAUGUAGAAUUUGUAGAUAUUAAUGAGGUUGUUGAAUGGUAUCCAGCACUUGCUAAAUUGAGAUUAGUUAUUUCUAAAUGUGCAUUAUACGCAAAAGAAAAUGGAUUUAACAUUUCUAAGAGACAUGUCGAAGAAGCUGUUGCAUUAUUUAAUGAAAUUUCAGACCAAAAAAAGAGUAAAAAAAUGUUGAUAAGAUGA